GGCCAUGAGUUUUCCUUCCUAGCUCGUCGUAAGUGUCCGCCCUCGCGUGCGUGCGUGCGUGCCUUCAUCCGUCCUUACUACCACCACCAUUCCUGCAGGACAGUCUCGGGAAUCUGGCGUGGCAAGAUGGGGGAAAUACGGAAGGCAAUGGAAGCGUUCCUUUGGUGCAUGUCUACCAUCUACAUGUUUGCGUUUGCUUCCCUAUACAUACAGAUACCAGGUCUCUAUGGCAACGAGGGGGUGCUGCCCUCACGCUGGAUGCUGCGUUACACAGGCAAAGGAUUCUGGGAGCAACUGAGAGAUUCUCCCACCCUUCUGUGGUUGGGUCCCAAACUUGGGCUGGACACACAGCAAGGCAUGGAGCUUAUUGCCCUGUUAGGGACCUUUCUAAGCCUUCUGUCAACACUGACGCACAGGCUACGGGAUUGUCGGCUCUACCUGUGCCUCUGGAUACUGUACCUGUCCCUUUAUCAGGUUGGACAGGUGUUUCUCUACUUCCAGUGGGAUAAUCUUCUGUUGGAAAUAGGGUUUCUGUGUGUCCUGGUGGCACCCCUGUACCUGCCUUGGGGGCGUUGCCGGGGCUGUUUCCAUGACAACGUGACCUUGUGGGUAGUGCGCUGGCUGCUCUUCCGGCUCAUGUUUGCCUCUGGAGUGGUCAAGCUCACUAGUCGCUGUCCCACAUGGUGGGGACUCACAGCGCUGACCUACCACUACGAGACUCAGUGUAUCCCAACCCCUCUGGCCUGGUUUGCCCACCAGCUGCCCGUGUGGUGGCAGAAGCUGAGCGUGGCGGCCACCUUCCUCAUCGAGAUCCCCGUGCCCUUCCUCUUCUUCAGCCCCAUACGGCGACACCGCCUCACCGCCUUCUACCUGCAGGUGUUAUUACAGGUGCUGAUAGUCCUCUCAGGGAAUUAUAACUUCUUUAACCUGCUGACGGUAGCACUGUGUCUUUCCCUGCUGGAUGACGAGCACAUCAACUUCCUGCUCCGCAGACCAUCUGCAUCUGUAGACGCACACAAACUGCAAAAGACAGGCGUGCUCCAAAAAGCAUGGUCUUGGAUGUGUGUUUGUGUGGAGGUGACUGUGUAUAUCAUGUUCAUAUAUUGGACCAUUCUCCAUUUCAACCUGCAGAUAGACUGGGACAAAAAGGAGGUCUCUUCAAAGAUUGCCUUCACUUAUCACCAGUUUAUGGCACUUCUGAAGGAUGUGAUGCGUCCCAGCAUCUGGAUUGGAGUUUUGUCCCUCACCUGGGAGAUUGUCAAGGCAAUGGUCAAGUCUGCGUGUAUGAGGGGUGUGUUGUUGCGUUUCUGGAGCACUCUGCAAUGGGGAGUGAUGGCUGCUGCAGCUGCAAGCAUGUUCGCCAUCAGCUUGGUGCCCUUUACCUUCUUGGACUACGAUGCCAACAAUGCUCUGUGGCCAGGAGUGAAGCGGGCGUUUGAGGUGACUGACCGCUACCAGCUCACCAACUCCUAUGGCCUCUUCCGCAGGAUGACCGGGGUUGGGGGACGUCCAGAGGUUGUUAUUGAGGGCAGCUGGGACCGCGAUACCUGGACGGAGAUAGAGUUCAUGUAUAAGCCAGGGAACAUGAGUGCCUCUCCGCCCUUUGUGACUCCGCACCAGCCCCGGCUGGACUGGCAGAUGUGGUUCGCUGCCCUUGGGCCCCACCACCAGAGCCCCUGGUUCACCAGCCUCGUCCACAGGCUACUGCAGGGCAAGAAGGACGUGAUCCGGCUGAUUCAGACAGACGAAUCAAACUACCCAUUUAAGGAUAGGCCCCCUGUCUUCAUCAGAGCUCACCGCUACAAGUAUUGGUUUACUGAACCCAAGGAGGACGGGACGUAUCCCUCUCGGUGGUGGCGGAGGGUUUAUGUGGAGGAGUUCUAUCCCACAGUGCACUUAAGUGACCCUUUCCUAGAGAGCAUGCUGAGUCAGCAUGGACUAAAGGACAAGGCUCCAGCCCGACGCAGCCCCAAGGCCACAUUGCCCCGGAUGCUUGCAGGUGUGCGUGAGGCUGUGUGUGUGCUGCCGGCCCCGCUGGUCGUCUGGUCUCUGCUGGUGGCCGUGGUGGGAGCGUGUCUGCUGAAGCCGCUGCUGUCCCGCAAACACACGCGCGCGCACAAGGCCAGCGAGAGGGAGGGACGUAGCGCUGAACCGGGGAACAGCCACCGGCCGCAAGCAGGACACACACCAGAGAAGCCCACGGAGCAGAAGGAGGAGGAGGAAGAGGAAGAGGAGGAAGAGGAGAAGGAGGACAGGAGAGGAGCUGGGGAUGGUAAAGACAUGAUGAAGAGGGAGGGAGAAGAAGAGGAGGAGGAGGAGGAGGAGGUGGAGGAGGGCAAAAGAGAGGAGGGCAUGGAGGAUGGGAGUGAUGCAGAUGAGGAGCAGGAGGAGGAGGUGAUUGGAGAGGAGGAGGAGGAUGGGGAGGAGGAACAGGAGGAGACGCAGCCUGAAGAGGACACGGACCCUGCUGACUCACUGAGGAAGAGGAAGUAGAUCUGUUUAGAGGAAUCACUCCUCACAUGCCAUACAACCCUGUUUGUAUUUUCUACUGAGCACUUCUCACCUGUUUUCACACACACACACACACACACACACACACACACACACACACACACACACACACACACAUGCAUACAUACAUACAUUCACCAUUCACAUGAUCAUUUCUGGGGAGAAUUAUGUAUCUAUUUGUUCAGUAUAUCAGUAGAUGUUGAGACAUACAGUAUACACUCUCUAGUUCAUCGUCCUCCUCCUGUCUGCCUCGCAAACUCAUGGGUGCAUGGUUUUGUUUCCUGACAAUCAUUUUUGACCAUUCACUGUUACUUUUUUUAUUCACGGGAUUUCUCUGUGGUGUGUGUGUGCGCGAGCGUGUGUGUGGAGUGAGAGUGCAGUAUGCGUGUGUGUUUAUGUGCUUGUGGUUCGUUAAGCCUUUAAUCGUAUGCUUUGAUACAACCUUGAAUUUGACCUUUGCACUUGUUUGUUUUCUCAUGUUCUUGCUUUUGUUCACUUGCUCUUUUUGAAUGUGUGUGUGUGUGUGUGUGUGUGUGUGUGUGUGUGUGUGUGUGUGUGUGUGUGUGUGUGUGUGUGUGUGUGUGUGUGUGUGUGUGUGUGUGUGUGUGUGUCUGUUUGCUGAGCUAGUGAAAAAAAAGAAACUUUUUUUCAAGGUUUCUGACUUUUUCAAUGUUUAUAAUAAAACAAUCUUGUGGUUGACAAAUGCUUUUUGUCCCCUCCUUUCACAUCACAAUCAGUUAACAAUACCUUAAUAUUCAUAAUUAGCAUUCAAUCAAUUUGAUACAAAGUGAAACACACGGGAAUAGAAACAGGGAAUAGAAUCA
Molecule: messenger RNA, 3335 nt
Organism: Sardina pilchardus (European sardine)
Lineage: Eukaryota; Metazoa; Chordata; Actinopteri; Clupeiformes; Clupeidae
Gene: lmf2a
Product: lipase maturation factor 2a
Exons: 14
Coding region: 127-2493 (788 amino acids)
Biological process (GO): protein maturation
Cellular component (GO): endoplasmic reticulum membrane
Source: RefSeq, a predicted model, not a curated record